This is a messenger RNA of Ipomoea nil (Japanese morning glory), 618 nucleotides long. Its product is annotated as non-specific lipid-transfer protein A-like. Gene Ontology annotation, cellular component: membrane. NCBI's taxonomy places the organism in Eukaryota, Viridiplantae, Streptophyta, Magnoliopsida, Solanales, Convolvulaceae. Gene Ontology annotation, biological process: lipid transport. The transcript has 2 exons. Gene Ontology annotation, molecular function: lipid binding. The record is from RefSeq and is a predicted model, not a curated record. Bases 83 to 427 code for a protein of 114 amino acids.
UGAUCAUUCAUCCCACCAUUAUAUUUCUUCCUAUUCAAUUCAACAAGCUAAGCUAAAGUUAUAUACCAAAAUUAAAGCAACCAUGAAUCGUGCGAUGGCUCCCGUGAUCUUCAUAGCGGCGGUGCUCGCCGCAGUGCGGCUUGGCCAAGCCAUCGACUGCCAGACGGUGGACUUAAUCAUUUCCUCUUGCCUCGGCUACCUCCAAGAGGGCGGCGCUCAUCCUCCAAUGGAGUGCUGUGACUCCUUCAGAAACCUGCUCAGGGGUACUCCGACGCAGCAAGACAGGCAGGAGGCCUGCGAAUGUCUCAAGGCCACCGCCGCUAGACCCGACAUCAAGGCCGACGUUGCCUCCGUUCUUCCCUGGAGUUGUGGUCUUGCGAGCAGUAUUACCAUCAGCCGCGAUAUCAACUGUCAAAACGUCCUUUGAAGUUGAAGACUAUACCGGACUGGUAUACUCUGAUCGGAUCGAGGGGAAGCUUUGGAUAGCCGCCGCUUGAAAUAAUAUGUUUUGUGUUAAGUUUACAAUAAAGAUUGAAGUGUCACUUUUGUUACAUAAUGUAUAAAAGAUUAUAUGAUGUUUCAAUUCUAUGAAUAAAAUUAUCCAAUCUAUUUUAUUAA